AUGUCUUUAUUACACAACUAUAAUUUAAAUUCACCAUUAAAUUCAAAUCCUUUUGAUAUGGAUUUUAAUCAACAAUCAAAUCAUAAUAAAAUGGAAUCAAAAAUCAUAUAUAAAUUUAUUAUAAAUCAUAGUUUUAAUUUAAUUAUAUCAAAAUAUGGUUCAAAAUUCCAUAAUUUAAAUAUUGAAAACUUGAAUCAAUUCAUAACUAUACUUUUCCAAAGAUUAAACCUUACAUUAUAUGAUUUACAAAAAUUAAUUAUAAUAUUGAUUAAAUAUUUAUCAAUAAUCAUUGCACCAUUAAAAAUAUCAAUAAAACAAUUAAUCUUGGGUGUUUUGAUCAAAAUACAUGGUAAGGGGAAAUAUAAUUGGUGUGUUAUAAGUGGAUUAUCAAUGGAAUCUAUUGAUAAUUUAAUUGGGAUGAUUGAAAUUAAUGAUGAAUUUGUUAAAGUGGAUCAUGAAGAAGUGCUUGAAUUGAAUGGAUAUAUGAAGAAUUUAAUUUAUUCGAAAUUUGAGGUGGUUUAA
Molecule: messenger RNA, 522 nt
Organism: Hansenula ciferrii
Lineage: Eukaryota; Fungi; Ascomycota; Saccharomycetes; Phaffomycetales; Wickerhamomycetaceae
Exons: 1
Coding region: 1-522 (173 amino acids)
Source: RefSeq, a predicted model, not a curated record